This is a messenger RNA of Triticum aestivum (bread wheat), 1790 nucleotides long. RefSeq lists its product as uncharacterized. Lineage: Eukaryota; Viridiplantae; Streptophyta; Magnoliopsida; Poales; Poaceae. The coding region runs from base 13 to 1605 and encodes 530 amino acids. The record is from RefSeq and is a predicted model, not a curated record. The transcript has a single exon.
ACCGCGGCCGACAUGCCAUCCUCCCAGAACGGGAGGAGAGGCGUGUCACGCAUGGUGCGGCCAAGUGAUCGGCGACGUGCAACGAUGGCGGUUCGGGUGGCAGCCCCGUCUCCGGCGGCACUAGUCUUUGCACUUGCGGUUGUGCUCGCCGUGGUGAGUGCCGACGGCGACUCCGGCCAUGCAAGCUUCCGCGAGGCGUCGAGGGUUUCGGUGGUAGGUUGCGUGUGCGUGCCGUCCACGGUGUCACUGGAAGGCUGCGCAUGCCCGCCAACACCGCCACCGCCACCGCCACCUCCCGCAUGCCCGCCACCGCCUCCAUCUCCACCACCGCCGUGCCCGCCGCCACCUCCCGCAUGCCCGCCACCGCCUCCAUCUCCACCACCGCCGUGCCCGCCGCCACCUCCGGCGUGCCCGCCGUCGCCACCUCCGGAGCCGACGCCGUGGGAUUUCGAAAACGAGAAGUUGAGGCGGCUGUACCCGGUGAUCCAGGCGUUCAAGCAGACCAUCACGAGCGACCCGAUGAACGUGACGGCGACGUGGGUGGGCAGCAAGAUCUGCGACAGCUCUAAAGGCGGCAGCUCGUACAAGGGCUUCUACUGCGACACCCCGCCGGACGACGCCAACAAGACGCUCACCGUGGCCUCCAUCGACUUCAACGGCUUCCACCUCUGCGCGCCCACGCUGGCCGGCUUCAUCGACGCCUUCCCGGACCUCGCACUCUUCCACGCCAACUCCAACAACUUCUCCGGCGUCCUCCCGGACCUCACCUCCCUCCGCUACUUCUACGAGCUCGACCUCUCCAACAACGCCUUCUCGGGAGCCUUCCCGGCCGCCGUGCCGCCGCUCGGCCGCCUCGCCUUCCUCGACCUCCGCUUCAACGGCUUCGCCGGGGAGGUGCCGCCCUCCGUCUUCGGCAUCUCCGUCGAGGCGCUCUUCCUCAACAACAACGCCUUCACCGGCGUCAUCCCGGAGAGCACCUUCGGCACCAGCAGGGCCGAGUACAUCGUCGUCGCCAACAACAGGUUCACAGGCCCCAUCCCGCGCACCAUCUUCAACGCCUCCGGCACGCUCUCCGAGAUCCUCUUCCUCAACAACGACCUCUCCGGCUGCCUCCCCUACGAGAUCGGCCUCGUGGAAGGGCUCACGGUGUUCGACGCCGGCGGCAACGAGAUCCGCGGCCCCAUCCCGCUCUCCUUCGGCUGCCUCGCCGACGUCGAGGAGCUCAACCUCGCCCGGAACCAGCUCUACGGCCACGUCCCCGACGUGCUCUGUCUGCUCGCCAAGACGGGGAAGCUCACCAACCUCUCGCUCUCCGACAACUACUUCCACUCCGUGGGGUACCACUGCAUGGAGCUGGUGAGGAGCCGCGUGCUGGACGUCCGGCGGAACUGCAUCCUCGGCUUCCCCGGCCAGCGGCCGCACAUCGAGUGCGCCAUGUUCUACGCCGACCCCACCAAGCACUGCCCCUUCAUCCCGCACAUACCCUGCGACCUCCCGGGGUUCAAGCCGCACGCCACCGCAGCGUUGCCGGCGGGGGAGAGCGCUGUGCAUGGCUACGGCGAGGACGGGAGUGUGGCCCUGGGAAAACUACCGACGUCGGGAUAGGUGGUUAACUAGGUGAGGGUGAACAGCAAAAAGGUGACCGCAGAUAUGGAUCAUUUGGUUAUUGAAUUUUUUAAGUGUUGUCGAUCUGAUCGCAUGAAGCAUGAUUCUGUUGUGUUACCGGCAAAUAAGUUCAACUUAAUUUGCAACAUGUUGUAAAGCUCGGAGUAAGUACUCCUAACUGCCUA